This is a messenger RNA of Medioppia subpectinata, 432 nucleotides long. Lineage: Eukaryota; Metazoa; Arthropoda; Arachnida; Sarcoptiformes; Oppiidae. The record is from the annotation of a GenBank genome assembly.
AUGAAUAGUGUAUUUGAAUAUUUCAUUUCAUGUGAAAUAUUCAAAGAACUGUUAGAAUGCGUUCAAUAUUUACAUGAAUCUAAGCCUCCAGUCAUUCAUCGGGAUCUCAAACCCGACAAUAUAUUAAUUGAUCCCAACUUCAGAUCCAAUCGUUUUAUAAAAUUAUGUGACUUUGGUUUAGCCAAAGAGAUUAAAACAAAUGAACAGACCUUUACUAACUCAGUUGUGGGCACUUCUAGAUAUAUGGCACCCGAAGUAUUUAGUGGUAAAUAUAACCAUAAAUCAGAUAUAUAUAGCCUCUAUGUUAUCGGCGAACAGUUAUUUAAUGUGAAUCUUCAGGCCAAACGAAUCGGUAUUCAAGACAUCCUUACAAUGUAUGUAUCGGACACUUCUGGCAAUGAUGAUCGGACCCAAUUGGCAACAAGGGCCUGA